Closterium sp. NIES-65 is the source of this 2334-nucleotide messenger RNA. NCBI's taxonomy places the organism in Eukaryota, Viridiplantae, Streptophyta, Zygnematophyceae, Desmidiales, Closteriaceae. The record is from the annotation of a GenBank genome assembly.
AUGAACGAUGAUCGCCGGCCACCAGCACUGGCGGCGGAAGCGGGAAGAGUCAGUCUGCGCGGCGAAUCUGCAGCCGACGGCGGCAGCGGAGUCCCCCUCCCCCCAGCGGAAUCUGCAGACGCGGCGUCUCCGCUUCACGAGACCGCCGACCUCUCAGCGCGAAUCCCCACUAGAGGAGCGAUGACCGCAGCCGCAGCGUUAGCGCAAUGCAGCGGCGGCGCGGGAAGCACUCCUAUCGCCAACCGAAACGCCGCCGCGGAAAAUGGGGCGGCGUUGUUAAUAAGCAGCUCUCCGAGCAGACAUGGAUUUUUACGGCCCACACCAGGGCUCGAUCGCGCGACCUUUCCACAUUGGAUGCUCGGAUCUGCAACUGCGACGCCAGUGGAUCAUAAUAGGGGGGUUGCUGCCAGUUAUUCUAGUAGCGGCGACGUUGUCCCUUCCCCUGCAACAGCGGCGGCGGCGCGGGAUUCGGCGCUCGCCUCCAGCGGGGCCGCCGCCGCCGCCGCAUUGCCGCUUGCGCCCUUCGCGUCCGCCAUGGACGCUCUCCGCGCGACGUCCCACCGCACGUGGGAGGCGGCGGCGCGCAGCGCGGCGGCCGAUUUGCCUUCAGCGGCGGAAGAUCGUUCGGCGCAAGAAGGCGGACUCGACGGCGGAAGCAGCAGCGUCGCGUUGCUAGAUCUUGCUAUGCAGGCCGCAAUGCGGCCUGUUUUUUCAGGCGCACAUCGCCCUUUGUUCCCCUCCCCCUUCCGCGCACCGCCCCAUAGUAUUCUACCUAUGACCUUCUCAAUGGCUUCCCCCAUCGAUGCUAGCGCCUCCACCGCUUCCGCCGACGCUGCAACGCCCGCCCCGGGGCCGCCGCACCUACCGUUUCCCCCUCAGAUCUCGCGCCUGUCCGCGGAUUCUUGCGCCUCUCCGCCCCAGUUCUCCGCCGAUCCGCGCCUGUUCCUCACGCGGCUAACCCAACUGCAAGCCGCCGACACCGUCGGCGCAGCCGCUGGCUCCGCCUUCGCCGCCUCCGCCUCCGCGGGUGACCCAGCUGGUGCUGUUGCAGCGCACGCCGCCGCCGCCGCAGCCAUUGCAGAGGGGGAACCCCGCGCUGCAAGCUUGAUGGAUGAGGGGAAGCGGGAAGAAGGGGGAGGGGUGGUGGCGGUAGGAAGCAAGGGGGAAUGGGGCGGGGGGUAUGAUCAUGAUGGGAGAGGUGGCGGUGAUCUGGGCGGCAUGGAUGAUGUGGACGCAAUGAUGAAGACAGAGAGUGAUGCUGACGUGGCAAGUGGUGACAACAGCGGUGGCGGUUGCAGUGAAGAUGAGGAGGACGAUGGGCAUGGGGGGGAUGAGGGGCAUGGGGGACAGGAGGGGCAGGAAAGGCAUGGGGGACAUGGGGGGCACGGGGAUCAUGGAGGGAACGGUAGGGGGCAUGGGGGGCACGAAGAAAAAUCAGGGGAAGAGGUGAAAGGGCAACUGCAGCAGUCGCGGCAAGCUAGACAAACGCAGAAUCAGCGUGGGCCUCAAAGGCUUUCCCGCGGCUCCACUAGGGCGGCCAGUGGUCCUCACCAGACCAGGUACGUUGGUGGGGUGAUAAAUAAUCUGAACAACCCGAACCCGUUUGUGACGUCAGCAGGUCCCCUUUCCACAUCAGCGUUUCCUGUAACACUGUCAGCUGCGCUCAUGCCACUUCAGCACCCAGCCUUCUUAUCUCCCCUUUCCCAACAACAGCAACAGCAAGCAGCAGCAGCAGCAGCAGCAGCAGCAGCAGCAGCAGCAGCAGCAGCAGCAGCAGCAGCAGCAGCAGCAGCAGCAGCAGCAGCAGCAGCAGCAGCAGCAGCAGCAGCAGCAGCAGCAGCAGCAGCAGCAGCAGCAGCAGCAGCAGCAGCAGCAGCAGCAGCAGCAGCAGCAGCAGCAGCAGCAGCAGCAGCAGCAGCAGCAGCAGCAGCAGCAGCAGCAGCAGCAGCAGCAGCAGCAGCAGCAGCAGCAGCAGCAGCAGCAGCAGCAGCAGCAGCAGCAGCAGCAGCAGCAGCAGCAGCAGCAGCAGCAGCAGCAGCAGCAGCAGCAGCAGCAGCAGCAGCAGCAGCAGCAGCAGCAGCAGCAGCAGCAGCAGCAGCAGCAGCAGCAGCAGCAGCAGCAGCAGCAGCAGCAGCAGCAGCAGCAGCAGCAGCAGCAGCAGCAGCAGCAGCAGCAGCAGCAGCAGCAGCAGCAGCAGCAGCAGCAGCAGCAGCAGCAGCAGCAGCAGCAGCAGCAGCAGCAGCAGCAGCAGCAGCAGCAGCUGCAGCAGCAGCAGCAGCAGCAGCAGCAGCAGCAGCCUCAGAACCCGCCUCAGAAUCAGGUGCACCCGCCUAG